Messenger RNA from Soboliphyme baturini, 453 nucleotides. Lineage: Eukaryota; Metazoa; Nematoda; Enoplea; Dioctophymatida; Soboliphymatidae. The record is from the annotation of a GenBank genome assembly.
AUGUCUAGCCCUCUGGAGAAGCGACUUCAAAAAGAGCUGGUGCAGCUGGCUCAGGAACCUCCACCAGGCAUCAGGCUUAGCACUGACACCGUUUCGUCUCUUAAGCAAUGGAACGUAGAAAUUAAAGGUGCGUCGAACACACUGUACGACGGUGAGAGCUUCACCCUGCAGUUUACAUUUAGCGAAAAUUAUCCGUUUUCGUCUCCCGAAGUGAUAUUUAUUGGACACAACAUUCCGGUCCAUCCACAUGUGUACAGCAACGGCCACAUAUGUCUAUCGAUUUUGGCCGAAGAUUGGACGCCGGCGUUGAGUGUGCAGUCUGUAUGCCUGUCUAUCAUGUCAAUGUUGUCUAGUUGCAAAGAAAAGAAGCGACCUUCUGACAACGCACUCUAUGUUAGGACGUGUAACAAGAAUCCUAAGAAGACGCAGUGGUGGUUUCAUGGUAAAUGCUGA